Adineta steineri is the source of this 3483-nucleotide messenger RNA. The record is from the annotation of a GenBank genome assembly. Lineage: Eukaryota; Metazoa; Rotifera; Eurotatoria; Adinetida; Adinetidae.
AUGUCGACGAAUAUUCAUGAUAAUCAAUCAAAAGAAUAUUCACUUGCUGAAACAAAACGUCAUAAACCAUGUUUAAUAUAUCGCGGUCAUCGUUAUGUACAAGAUAAAAUACAAAAUCGUACUAUUUAUUGGAGAUGUGAAGAUCGUUCACAUUGUAAUGGUCGAGCACAUCAAUUAGUUGGCAAUGGAUCAUUACCUGUUCUUACAAUAAAACAUAAUCAUGCACCUAUUAUUGAGGACUUAUCAAGACAUGAUAUAGUAUCUGUUGAUAGUCAUCGUCGUCGACGACGACAAAAUCGAAAAAUGCUAUCUAACCAUUCGAAUGAAAAGGAUGAUCUUCAAUUUUCUUUGUCAUCAUCAACUAUGAGUUCACCAAUUAAACGUGAAAAUCUUCAGAAUAAACAACAGCAACAACAUGCAGCUAUGGUUAAAAAUCUUCAUUUAUCUGAAGUAAUUACAACUGCUGUUGCUCCAAAUAUUCAUCAAUCUAAUAAUAUGAUUACACUUCAGCAAAAUGUAGUUGAUCCAAUUGAAAUGACAAAAUUAUUAAGUAAUAUAACAACUACAUUAACAAAUUCUCCAGCCAAAAAACUUCGAACAUCAUCAACAAUGGAUCAGCCAAGUCGUGCAAAUCAGUUUUCUUGGGAAGAAAUGGAAGGACGUUAUGUACCAGUUAUAUACAGAAAUGAAAGUGGUAUCAAGAAUCGUUAUACAUCGAAAAUGUAUGUUGAAAAUACUUUAUUUCAAAGUGAAUCAUGGCAACGGCACUUAGCGUUGGCUCGUUCACUCCCACCAUUAGUAUCUUAUUCGUAUACAGAAUAUGAACUUAAACUAUUUCGUUUUAUUAUUGAAUGGCAUCUAGCAAGUUUCAAUUUCAAAACUAUUCCAUCAACUGACUGUCUCAUUCGUUUCGAAGAUCUUCUAGAAUUUUACAAUACUUUACGUAGAUUAAGAGAUUCCGCAUCGUCAACAACAUUUAACCGUCCAAUUGCUCCAUUACCACCCCCACCUUCACUAUCAGCUCAGCCAACAUCUACAGUUCCACUUAAACCAAAUUUACAAUCUCAAUCAAUUGAGGUACCUACACAAGUUGUUUCACCUAUCAAAAAACAAUCAAAAGCUCAAUUAUUACCACAAAAUCCAGAUGUUUCACUACAAACAAAUCGUUCACCAGAACAAUUAACAUCAUCCCCCAAAUCACCAAAAGAAUCCGGUUGGGUACAAAUCAAUAAUGUAUUUGUACCAUAUAUUGUUAAAAUAAAAUUACGUGAAAAUGAAUUAAAUAAAUGUCAUACACGUCAACCAGCACCACAAUUACAACGUGAAUUUUAUGUUCCAUAUGAAAUUCUUAUUAAAUGUAAUAUCUUCUCUGAUAAUGAAUUUUCAUUCAAAAAAUUACUUAUCAAAGCUACACAACAUGAUUUUGAUAUUCUAAAUAAUCUUAUUACAAAUAUUAAUAUAUUUGAUGAAAAAGUACCUGAAAAAACUUUAUUAGUAAAUCUAUAUCAUGUUAUGAUGGGUCUCGAUCGUAUAUUAUAUAUUAAAUUUUUACCAACUAAACAUCCACGAACACAAGUUAAUAAAUAUCAUGCAAAUGUAUUAACGCAUAAAGGUGGUACAUUACUUAUGAAUGGAAAUAAACUUAUUCCAUAUAUUGUACAAAAUAAUCGUUUCUAUGUUCCACUUUUAUAUACAUUCCAAUCCUUACCAAAUAUACUUUUACAAGCUAAACGUAGUGCACGUGCACCAAGACAAUAUGAAAUUGAUUAUUUAAAUUUAUUAUUUAUUUAUUUUUCUAUUGGUACAUCACCAUUGUUAACAGACACUUUACUUGUUGAUAUAUUUAAUAUAAAAUGUUCAAAUUUACAAUCACCAGUUCAUUUUCGAACAUUACAUGAACAUCAACAAUAUGAAAAAACUAAACUAUCGAAAUCUUCUUCACCAGCUACACAAACAUCGAAAUCUACAACUGGAUCACCAUCAGCACAUAAAACAAGUAAAUGUCCACCAGCAAAUGUUGUUGUUAAUCCAAUGAUACAUCAUCCAUCUUUUUAUGGUAUACCAUCACCAAAAUCAGUUACAUCACAUAAACAACCUGAGAUAAAAACAAUUAUACUCGAUAAUCAUUCAUUAAAUGCUAUUAUUAAAUCAUCAGAUAUACCAAUACGUGAUUGGAAAAUAUCUAUUAAAGAUAUUUUUCAAAAAUUUUCUUUUGAUAUUGAUUAUCAGAUAUUUAUUCAAUGGUGUCAAACAAAUUUACUUUUACCAUUAAUUAAAUUAGAUGAAGAAGAAAAGAAAAUAGUUAAAAAUAAUUCUGAUAAUGAUUAUUAUAUUUAUCAACGACAUCUUGAAAGAUGUCUUGAAUUAUUAAAUGAUCUUAAAAGUGGAACGAUUAACAUGACUCUGUUAUCAACAUCAUCAGGCGAUGAAUCACAACAGCAACAGAUGAACAAAUCAACAUUAGCAGGUGCUAAAAAACGUAAAACCACAGUGCCUACAACUCGUCAUAUAAAUCCAAUAUCAACAGACAAUGAAACUAAUCCAAUAACGAAUUCUGUUUCUCACGACAUGGAACAUCUAUCACCAGAACUUCCACUUCCUGACGAAUUGGUUCCAUCAAUAGUAAAUGAUAUUCCAAUAAAAUCUCCAAAUAAUCAAGUAAUUUGUUCGAUAAUCACUAAUAAUGAUAAUGUUGCUAUUGAUGACGAUGAUGACAUAAUGCCUGUAGUAGCUUCUGUUGAAGAAGGCGAACCAAUUGAAGAAUUAAAUCAUGUAGAGCUUGAUACAUCAUUUGUUAUUGUUGAAACAAAUGAUUAUAAUGAUGAAAAAAUUCAACUUGAUGAUGCAAUACCUUCAUGUUCAUCAGGUUAUGAAUCAUCAGCAGCAUUAAAUCAUGUUGAUACUAAUAAUCAUGAGGAUGAGGAUGAAAAGAAUUUGACAAUAUGUUUCAAAGAUCAAACAUUAACAAAAUCAUUAAAAUCUCCAAUGAUUUUCUCAACAAAUAAUAAAAAAUCAACUAAAAAACGUCAACGUUAUAAAUAUGGAAAAUCUCGUAUACGACCACGUUCAACAACAACAACAACAACAACACGAGUUAUUAAAAAAGCACGUUCAUAUGAAGAUGAUGAUGUUGGUAGUGAUUUAUCCUUAACAACUAUAAUUACUAGUGAACAAAUUGAACAACAUUUAAGAACAUUAUUUAUGUCAUCAAUUGAUUUACGACGUACACGUACAAGAUCAGUAAAAUCACCGGCUCGUCUUGUUGAAAAAAUUAAUACAAAUGAUAAUAAUAAUUCUAUAAAAGCUAUUGAGCCAGAUUCCAAUGUUUUUGAUAUUCUUUCAUCAUCAACUGCAACUGAGCCAAUAAAUGAUAAUGAAUCAGCACAAGAAACUGAUCCAUCAUGUACAUAUAAUGUUAUGAUAACCAACAAACCUAAUAAAUUAGGUUUAACAAUAAAAAAAGUUGUUCAACCGGAAUUAUAA